Molecule: messenger RNA, 1513 nt
Organism: Raphanus sativus (radish)
Lineage: Eukaryota; Viridiplantae; Streptophyta; Magnoliopsida; Brassicales; Brassicaceae
Product: alpha-1,3-arabinosyltransferase XAT3-like
Exons: 1
Coding region: 49-1251 (400 amino acids)
Molecular function (GO): glycosyltransferase activity
Source: RefSeq, a predicted model, not a curated record
AUUUUUGUCUUUGUUUUUAAUCGUUUUAAUUAAUUUCUACAUAUUUUCAUGAUUAUGAAUAUGUUUUAUUCUUUUGGUGAACUUCCAGACGGUGAUAAAAUCGAGAUAAAAUGUAAAAAGCAAUCAAGAACAGAGAUAUGCGAAUUAAACGGCGACGUAAGGGUCCACGGUAAAUCCGCAACGAUUAUUGCGGCGAUCACGUCUGCGUUUGCGGGGAAUACCACGUGGCAAAUGAGACCUUACGCGCGAAAAGGUGACCUUGUGGCUAUGAACCGCGUUAGGGAAUGGACGGUGAAAUUAACACAAAACGCCGAUCAGUUAGAGAACGCCAAUUUUUCAUCGCGUUGCGUUACGAAUCACAGCGUUCCGGCGAUGGUUUUCUCUCUGGGAGGUUACUCGAUGAACAACUUCCACGACUACACAGACAUCGUGGUUCCUCUUUUCACGACGGCGCGUAGAUUCAAUGGAGAAGUUCAGUUCCUCGUGACGAACAAGAAUCAACCGUGGAUCAACAAAUUCAAGGAGAUACUGAGGAGUCUCUCGAACUACGAACUGAUUUACAUCGACGGAGAAGAUGAAACGCACUGUUUCACCACCGUCGUCGUCGGUCUCAACCGCCAUCAAGAGUACUUCAAAGAGCUGACGAUCGAUCCUUUUUCUUCCAAGUAUUCCAUGUCCGAUUUCCUGAGGUUCCUAAGAGACACAUACUCGCUGAGAAACGCCGCCGUGAGUCUGCGGCGGAAGCCACGGAUCCUGAUUUUGUCGAGAGCCAGAUCGCGAGCGUUCACGAACACCGACGAGAUCGCGAACGCGGCAGGAGAAAUCGGAUUCGAAGUCGUGGUGGCGGAAGCGAACACAGGCGUCGCGAGGUUCGCGAAGACGGUGAACUCGUGCGACGUGAUGCUCGGCGUUCACGGCGCGGGGCUUACGAAUAUGGUGUUCCUGCCGGAGAACGCGGUGGUGAUUCAGAUUCUUCCGAUCGGUGGAUUCGAGUGGCUGGCGGAUACGUAUUUCGGGAGGCCGGCGAAGGGGAUGGAUCUGAGGUAUUUGGAGUACAAGAUCAAGGCGGAGGAGAGCUCGCUGAUGCAGCAGUACGGUCGCGAUCACGAGGUCGUUAGAGAUCCAUCGGCGGUUGCGAAACGCGGGUGGAAUGCGUUCAAGUCGGCCUAUUUGGUAGGGCAGAACGUGACCGUUGAUAUAAACCGGUUCAUACCGGUUCUUGCUAAAGCUUUUGAGUUAUCGCAGAGGUAGUUGGUACAGAAUAAAUACUUUACUUGUAGUCGGAUCGGAAUAAUUAUCUUGUAAACAUUUAAAUUAAAAUUUAUCGAUCUGAUGUUCACUACUUCACUGUAUGGUAAAACAACAGAUCAAAACUUCAGAAUCAAAGGAGAUUUCUCACUUCAUUACAAGACCUUAACAAAGAUAUACCUAUACAGUCCCAUUUUUGAUGCAAUUCCUGAUAUUUUAUGAAAACCAUCCCAAGUCUCAAUCUCAGACACAAUCUCUUUUUCAU